Messenger RNA from Dentiscutata heterogama, 322 nucleotides. NCBI's taxonomy places the organism in Eukaryota, Fungi, Glomeromycota, Glomeromycetes, Diversisporales, Gigasporaceae. The record is from the annotation of a GenBank genome assembly.
AACACGAUGGAAUUUACCAAAGUAAUUCAAAAUGAAGCGGUACAAGAGUGGAAAGAAAAAUACAUCGACUAUAAAGGCCUUUUGAAAAUGUUAAAGGAAAUUAGAUGGUCGAUACAACUUAGAAAUGAUCAAUUACAUGAAACCACACAUAUUCCUUUUCCCCCUAAGUCACCUAGAUUAGCAACGCGUAGGAACUCAUUGACUUCACAAGCAAUGAGUAUAACUAGUAUUGCAGAAAGUGCAAAUACUUUGCUUAGUAAAGUGUCUCAUAAAUUGUCGAAUUUUUCGCAUUGGAUAAAGCCACCUUCGAUUCACGAACCCC